UAAGCCCUCGUGAUGCAUGAACAGUAUAAUGAGCAAUCAGCUAGUGGCUUACAUUUCAGUGUUUAAUAAUCUUGAUUUCUGGUGAUUUGUGCAGUUACAAGGUUUAUGUGGGUGGUCAAAUAUGUGCUUCACAUGAACUAGCUGUGACGGAAUUCCUACAAAAGUUGAUUCGAGCGUUGAUGUUGGUUUCCGUGGCUAGGAGAGAAGUCCGAACAGACUCGGAAUAUAGAAGAUCAUAUCAGACAUUUACUCGGAUCACAACGUUCUACAAGUACAUGGACAUAUCUGGAUUAUCAGUGUUGCUCUGGAGAACAUACGAGGAAUCGACUGAUAGACUUUAUUGCAGUUAAAACCCUCUCGAAACCGACAUUUCCGUGAAAAUCCUGACGUAUUGGUGCCGUAUUCUGUAGAGCAACAUUUCCAUCCACUCAUUUGUCUUAUUGAAUCGACGUGUUUAUAAGCAAUAUAGGACGCCGUGUCUUCUGUGGUAUAAGAUGGCCACGCAGAAUAACACGAUACAGUACAUACCAGGGGAGGUAGCCUUGAACACAACAAGUGUUGUGUGUAAUGAGACCUCGGAAAUAUACGAAAAGGCCCUUCUUAUAGACAAGAUACUGACGCCUUUCAUAUACGCUGUUGGGUUUCCGGGUAAUAUAUUGUCGUUUUUGAUAUGGAUAAGACCCAAAAUGCGUCAUUCUUCCGGUGUCUACCUGGCAGCCUUGGCGUUAGCUGACUUCAUAUUCUUACUGCUGCAUCUCAACUAUGAACUCAAUGCAAACUGGGGAGUCAACACGUUAAAUUUCCCGGUAAUAUGUGAAGGAUUUACUAUAGUUUUCCUGACAUUUCAGUAUAUUGCACCAUUGCUCGUGCUUGCCUUUACCGUGGAGAGAUACAUUUCAAUCUGUCAUCCUUUCAAAAGGGAACGGUUUUGUACAACACGGAGAGCGCAAAUCGUCUCGUUGUCGUUAGCAUUUGGUUGCCUAGCAACGUGUGGUAUCCAGGGCUACUUCUGGACAUUCGACUCUGUGGAUGGUUGCGGUCUGAGGGAGACAGUGGUCGCCGGAGACAACAAGUCCCUGUGGAGCAUCUGGUCGUGGAUCACGGAGACGCUCAUGUUCCUCGUUGUGCCGCUAAGUGUUCUCGUGUUUAAUAUCCUUGUUAUCAAGGAGGCCAAGCGCAUUUCCGCUUAUGAACAAAAACAGCUACACGGACGCUCCCAAAAGACGUCAGCAACGACAAUAAUGUUACUCGUUGUCUCCUUUUAUCUCAUUAUAACCACAUUACCUGUGACGAUCGCCUAUACGUCAGGCUUAAACUUUCCCGAGGGAGAAACUUGCGAUGACCCGGCCUGGCCAAGGUAUUGGCAAUACCGCCUGGUCCGAACUGUCGUGGAAGAAAUCGGCAUUACGCACUUUGCCUUAAAUUUCUAUAUUUACAUGAUAACCGGUAAACAGUUUAGAAACGAAUUUCAAAAGAUGUUUAUGAAUCAAAAGAAAUCGUAUUUUCAAGAAAAGGAUCGUACCGAAUACACAACAUUGCGAACAAGUAUAAAGAAAGACAUUUCAGUGCGGAUAUCAACUAACGGAAAAUCAUCAAAUGGAAUUAUGGGACAUAAUACAGAGGAAACAAACGUGUAGUACAUAGCGGUUAUUUCAAUGUUUUAGGUUGUUCAUUAUUUAUAGUGUUUGCUUUCAAUGUGAUGAUAACAGUUCAUUAUAUUCAGGAACUGCUUUAAAUGAAGUAGAUGACAAAUUGCACGUUCAUGUUACAGUAUUCGAUUUUAUAUUGAAUUAAGUUUGUGAGGCCUUGUACGUUAUAUAUCAUUAAAUGCAUUUUAUUUA
Messenger RNA from Mya arenaria, 1841 nucleotides. Its product is annotated as FMRFamide peptide receptor frpr-18-like. The record is from RefSeq and is a predicted model, not a curated record. Gene Ontology annotation, cellular component: plasma membrane. The transcript is spliced from 4 exons. Gene Ontology annotation, biological process: G protein-coupled receptor signaling pathway. Gene Ontology annotation, molecular function: G protein-coupled receptor activity. The coding region runs from base 495 to 1637 and encodes 380 amino acids. NCBI's taxonomy places the organism in Eukaryota, Metazoa, Mollusca, Bivalvia, Myida, Myidae.